UCUCCAAAUCCAAACCCAGCUCAACUCCCACCACUUAUUUUCUCUCUCUCAUGGACCUUGCCGGCACCAUCGUCUUCACCACCGUUGGUAGGCCCUAAUAUGGAUUUGACCUCUUCUCUCUCGAACUCUGCCCUUCCACCACCCUGAACAGUCCGGAGCAUCGCCUCACUGACGGCAUCUCCAUCAAUUUCAAUGCCCAGUUCGUCGACGACGAUCAGACACUCGUCUUUAUCUCUGAGCGAACUGGGUCUCCACGUAUCUACCUAUCCAGGCCUGGUCUCCUCAUCCCAAAACCACUGCCUUCAUUGUCCACUAGCCUCUUCCACGACCGCCCGGUCAUCAAGAACGACCGCCUCUACUUCAUCUCAGCCCACGAACAACCUGAACGACCCUUUAAGAGCUGGUCUGCUCUCUACUCGACCCGGGUUGAGGAGUUGGAACUUACCCAGCUUACUCCGUACGGUGCCGUCGAUUAUAGUCCUGCUAUUUCUCAGUCUGGGAAUUUCAUAACCGUUGCUUCUUACGGGAGUCGUCCUUGGAAUGGUGAAUUCCACGAGCUCCACACUGAAAUAGUUGUGUUCCAGGUAUCGGACCCGAGUAACCGUAUCACUAUGUGCGAACGAGGUGGCUGGCCCACCUGGUCUGGUGACUCGGUCAUUUACUUCCACCGCCAAGCCGACGAUGGUUGGUGGAGCAUCUUCAGUGUAGCUGUACCGGAAAAUCUCGAACUUUCGAGGCUUCCAAACAUCGCCACUAGGAUCACACCUUCUGGGCUCCACUGCUUCACUCCCGCAGCCAUUCACCAUGGUAAACGAAUAGCAGUUGCAACUUGGCGGCGCGAAAACAAGUUUCGUCACAUCGAGAUCUUUGACACCGAGUCUAAGACGUUCCUCCCGGUGACCAAGCCUUUGAACCCUAAGUUCCACCACUACAGCCCAUUUGUCUCUCCUGGUUCCCGGAUCCUUGGAUACCAUCGGUUUCGAGGCGAGUCAACACAGGGCGAGUCGACAAUUCCACAUCUUGACCCUGUGACGUCCCCAAUCGAACAACUUCGAAUGCUUAGGCUAAAUGGUUCGUUUCCUUCAUUUUCUCCCACCGCUGACCUGAUCGCGCUUAAUCAAGACUUCGAGUCAAACACCGGCCUACAGAUUAUAAAAUCUGACGGUUCUAGGCGAUGGACCCUACUCAAGGACCGCAUGGCAUUUUACAACUCGUGGAGCCCCACAGAGAAACACGUUAUAUAUACUUCGUUGGGGCCGAUAUUCGGUUCAGUGAAGGCAACGGUCCAGAUUGCAAGCAUUGAAUUUGAUCCGGUUGAUUUGGAUGGGGAUUGCGAGGACAUAAAGUGCGAGCUGAAGAUUUUAACGAGAGAGGAGACGGGGAAUAAUGCCUUCCCGUCUUGUUCGCCAGAUGGCAAGUUCAUCGUGUUUCGAUCUGGACGGUCUGGGCAUAAGAAUUUGUACAUAGUCGAUGCCGUCGAUGGCGAGUUGAACGGCGGUUUGCGUCAAUUAACUGAGGGUCCAUGGAUUGAUACCAUGCCCCAUUGGUCACCAAAUGGAGAUUUGAUAGCCUUCUCAUCCAACAGACACAACCCAGACAACGUUGACGCGUUUAGCAUUUUCGUGAUCAAGCCCGAUGGCUCGGGCUUGCGAAGGAUUCACGUGGCAGGUCCGGAGGGUACGAGUGACGUGGACAGGGAAAGGAUCAACCACGUGUGCUUUAGUAAGGAUGGGAAAUGGCUGCUGUUCACGAGUAACUUGGGCGGGGUGACAGCCGAGCCAGUGUCUUUACCUAAUAGUUUUCAACCAUAUGGUGAUCUGUAUGUGGUUAGAUUGGAUGGGAGUCAGCUGAGGAGGCUAACAUGGAAUGGAUACGAGAACGGGACGCCAGCGUGGCACCCCAGUGAUGAUCAUGCACUUGAUAUGGGGCGCAUACGUUUGGGAAGUGAGGUCGGAGGAGACAUGCUGAAAGGAGAAUUUGAUGAUCCACUUUGGAUCUCUUAGCAACGUGUGAAUG
This is a messenger RNA of Juglans regia (Persian walnut), 2016 nucleotides long. RefSeq lists its product as uncharacterized. The record is from RefSeq and is a predicted model, not a curated record. Lineage: Eukaryota; Viridiplantae; Streptophyta; Magnoliopsida; Fagales; Juglandaceae.